UUAUAUAGCCAGUUUUCACAUGGUUUUUGGACCGAUGCUCCUGGCUCGUCUGCCUCUCAAGGACCAGCGAUAGUAGAGCACACGCAGAACGCGGGGCUGUCAGAGAUUAGAUCCCGUGCUGGUGUGUGUGAACUUCACUGGCGGCUGCUGAAGGAAACCUCCCCGUGCGAGGCCAAUGCUGCUGCUGAUCCCGUCUUGGCAAUCGCUGUCCACUGGCAGUAGUGCUGAAACAGACGCAUCGAUUUUUCCUCGGGUGACGUAGUCUUAAGCGUGGGGGUGCUCAGUUUAACAGACUAGAGAGGCACAAAUCACUACUGGGAUGGAAAUAAAACCACUAAAAGUGUAAGUUAUUACAAUAUAGAAAAAUAGAUUAAUAAAUUCAGGCAAAGCACAAGAACCAAGUGGCUGGACUUUUCUCCGCCCUCAGAGCAAGCACGUCGAUCUCCUUGCAGGACUCACCGGGAAUCCUUUAGCGAAAGAGGAAGAGAGAAAGGGACUACAAGUCGAUGAGGUACGCAGAGAUACAUUUCCAGAAGGGAAACAGGUUAUUUUUCCAACUAAAAGACAACAAUUACAUCACGAUAAUGGGCUGUAUCGGCUCGAAAACCCAGCUUGUGCCUGUCGACCGUGCGUUGCGCGUGGACUGGAGCGCAGAGAGUUCCUUUUCAGAUCUCACGCUCUUGGGGAACACUCGGACCUGCUUGGCACGGAGACUUUUACACCGUGCUGUGCUAGAAAGCUGGAACCUAUGUGAGGUAAAUGUUGAAGACACUGUCGAGAUGCUGCCAAAAUCAAGAAGAGCGCUCACCAUUCAAGAGAUUGCAGCACUGGCAAGGUCAUCAUUACAUGGUAUCUCCCAGGUUGUGAAGGACCAUGUGACCAAGCCGACAGCCAUGGCGCAGGGGCGAGUGGCGCACCUGAUCGAGUGGAAGGGGUGGUGCAAGCCCACCGACUCGCCCGCUGCCCUCGAGUCCGACUUCAACUCGUACUCUGACCUCAGCGAGGGGGAGCAGGAGGCUCGCUUCGCAGCAGGUGUGGCCGAGCAGUUUGCCAUCGCGGAGGCCAAGCUCCGAGCGUGGUCAUCUGUGGAUGGAGACGACUCAAAUGAUGACUCCUACGAUGAAGACUUCCCCCCGGCGAACGAGCCCCCCCACACCACCCAAAGCACAGACACGAUGGUGUACCCCCACUACCUGCGGGACCUCCUGCACAGCCACGUGUGCCAGCGGCUGGUGACGCGGGCGCCCUGCGAGGGGGACAGCAGCGCCGAGCCCUCGCCCGCGGGCGGCUCGCCCGACACCCUGUGCUCCAGCCUGUGCAGCCUGGAGGACCACCCGCUGCUGCGCGACCUGGGCUGCCCGCCCGCCACGCCCGCCGACCUGGCCGCCAAGAUCCUGGGCGCGCUGCAGGGCGGGGAGGAGCUCCUGGCCCGGCUGCAGAGGGCCGGGGGCGGGGACUGCGCCUUCCGCAGCCUGGGGCGGGGCCGGCCCGGUGACGACUCCUCCUUCUCCAUCUCCUGCUCCGAGUCCUUCCUGUCCCCGGCCGAGGACGACGACCUGCCCUGCAAGGACUACGAGAGCGUCUGCCGGGACGUCCCGCCCGCGUACGCCGCCCGCAGGAAGGUCUCCGACGUGGCCUCCUCCGGGGUGGUGUCCCUGGAUGAUGAAGAAGAGGAGGAGGAUGAAGUCGAGGAGGAGGAGGACGAGGGACGGAGGGAGCGGGGGCAAUGACUUCUCCUCCCCCGGGGGUUUAUUUUCAUUUGAUUUUUAGUGUGCCCUGCAUCACCCCCUCAUCCCCCCCCAAACCCACCCACCUCUCUGCCAAUGGUCUCUGUUCCCUAUUGAAACUUCUUUGGCAUGUUCCUUUGCUCUCUGGCCAUUCUAUUUCCUCUAACUCUGUGUUUGCUUCCCUUACUCUCCCACCCCUUGCUCUGCCCCUCCCUCCUCCCUGCUUGGUUUGAAAUGUAUCGAUAUAUAUUUUUGUGUCGCGGCGUCCAAACAAUCGUUGUCAGAAGUGGGAGGGAUGGACUGCAGCCUCUGUGUUUGGCACAAACCGGUUGCCUGUGGGUUUGGUCAAAGGCUUAAAGAGUACACAGGGACAAAAACUGAUGAACAAAAAUGAUUUUAAAAAGCUGAAAAUGUCUUUUGCAUGUAUUGCAAGUGCUGAAAUGAACAUGCGGGCUGAUGUGGUCUUGAGCACAGUUUGUUAUUCCCACUGUUAUGAAACUCCCACCCUCCCCCAUUAACACCCCCCCUAUCCAUCCAUCCAUCCUCCCCCCACUGACCAAAUUGUCCUCAAUGAAAAUCCAAACAUGGCAUCCUAAAUCCCUCCUUGCGUGAAAGACUACAGCUCCUCAAACGGCAUGGCUUGCUGAGUAUGCCAAUCUAUUAACCUGUCACUACAAAUUAUAAAGCAUAUGCUGGAAUGUUCUUAAACUGACAAGAUUAUGUCUUUUAAAAAAUAUUUCUCACAGACUAAUGAAAUAAGGGUGUGCUUUUCUUGUACUAGUUUUCUAUCAUUCAACAUGAUGUUACUAUGAUAAUUAUUAUGAUUCUGAUCAUGAGAACAUGUACCUGGGGGGUUGUGGGAAGAUGUUUUUUUUUUUUUUGUCCUGAAUUUCUCUGAAGAAGAACUCUCAUGGCUGUCUUAAACGAGCAAAAUGUUCUUGAAGUAACCCUUCAGUGCUAGAAGUGUAAGGUUUGGUUAAAAAAACUUGGAAAAUAGACAAAAAAACAGAAAUACUAGAUUUCAGUGAUGCAGCGGAGAGGAGGUGAAUUGUGUCUCAGAUUUUCUAUAUUUUUGUAUGCGUCGUCAUGCUUUGAUCUCCUUGACUGUGCGGCGUGGCUGUGUCCGUGGUUUGCACGAAGCUAAUGUGGCCGUAGGUUUCUCAUCUCUUUGUUAUCACUGUGUGAUAUGGUCUAAUGGAAAAAAAAAAAACAAUGGAAAAAAAAAUCUGAAUUUUUUAAAAGAGAAUACUGUGAUAUUGUUUGUUAUUUUCACUGCCAUGUCCUUUUCUGCAAGGAUUUCUAUUCCUUUCUGAAUUACUUUCUGUUGUUUUUUUCCUUACGAAAUGUUACUGAGUUACGCUUUCGUAACCCUCUGCUGCCGUAUCACAGUUUCUUGAUCCUUUUUGCCUACUUUUUUUCUCUUUCUCUCAGUUCUUUGCUGAGAGCUCUGUCUCCCUCUCUCUCACUGGUUUUCCUUGCAGACCUCAGUCUCAUUCAUUACAGUGGGAACAGAAGAUUGACAUUUAUGUUUUAGAGGAAGCCAAAUUGCAACAUCAGUGGUCCUUGAACAUAUAGCAUAGCAAAUUUGUUAUUAAAACAGGAAAACACACAAUGAGUCAGAUUUUAUCCACUGUGUCCUUUUGGAUAAAUUGUUGCUUUGGUUAAAUUAUGAGGAUGGCCUGAGGAGUUUAAAAGUCACUUUCUUUGACUGUAAAACCAUGAAACUCAGGAAGUUCCACCUACACAAAUUCUAGGAAGUCUUGGCCUUGAUUUAAAUCCUUACUCCUUGCCCGUAAUGAUUAUGUCUGUAAGGAGCACUAAUGACUAUACGGGACAAUUGCUUUGUAAGGAAACUGUAGACUCAAAUGAACAAAAGUAACCUCUGAUGAACUAAUCUGAUCCUAUCUUUCUUUGAAUAUCAAUUUUAACAGUUUCCAAACAUUGUACAGCCCUCAGACCACAAAGUCUGAAUAACAAUACAAUAUCUGUGUUCCCUUUAAAAAUAAUGCUGUCUGUUGUGUGGUUAUGGUGAAUUAGCAUAGUGCACAGCUGCAGGUCACAUGUUCUUUGGUGACAUGCUACGAGCCAAUCAGGACCCUGGAACAUCAGAGCAUACCAUGUUGUGCAUAAGACAGAGAGGGUGGACAGAGACCUGAGGAUGCCUCAAAAGGGCUGUAGGACUCAUUUCUCCUUGAGAGGGGGAGAUGGUAAAGACUACAAUCAUGACCAGGAAAGCAAUUUUGGAUUCUCUGUUGAUUUUAUUUCAAUAUUCUGCCUUGGAUAUGCCAAAUGCAAAUAUAGCAUGGAUCAUUACACUGAUAAACAACACUAUAACAAGCACAUUGACCAACCUGGCUGACCUUUUCUUUCAGAUACAAGCGCUGCAUUCAUGUUGAAAACAAACAGUCAGCAUAAUCUGCAUAUCACAUUCUGCUGGGCAUUAUCAGGGCACUGCUGUCAUGUGCAGAUUGCUCUCUGACUCUCCUGUGUGGCCCAGACCCUGGCCAGUUGGUCACAUGACAGCAGAUCUCCACGUGAUGUCGAGUUUAGGUACAUAGAUUUUGUAACGCAUAUAAAAGAAAUAUUUUUUUAGGCAGGAGAAGUGGAAAGUGUGGUCACUGGCCUUGGGCGGGCCUUGCCAAGAGAGUCAGUCUAACUCAGGUGCACCUCAAUCGCUGUGCCUUCAUCCCUGUCUUUCCCCUUUCUCGUGUCCCACACUUCUAAUUGUUCAUGCCACGUUAGCCAGGUCUCAAUUGUUUCAUUUGUUUUUCGAGAAAAUUGCGGUCUCAUUCUUAGAAAACAUCUCCAUAGAUUUUCAGCUCCAGCGGUUUCCUUCAUUUGCUUUAGUUUUGAAUGCUGUUCCAGGUAACUAACUAUAUCCUUUCAGUCCUGCUGGAGUUGAGGGUGGUGCUGUUUGUGGUAAAUGUUUUGGGUAGCAGAGUUGUGCGGGUGGCAGUGUUUAUUGCCAGUCAGGCCUGAAGGAGAAUGUUGUUGACAGUGUUUCAGGGCAGUUUAGGGGACUGUCGGUGCCUAUAUCAGCGUUUGCUUAUGAAUUGUAUCUGUCUGUGUCCUGUCCAUGUAAAUUACCUUGCUGCAGGACCUGAGGAGUCGGAUACACCGGCUCAAAUCCUGUCACACACAAGCGCUGCUCCGACUUUGCUCUCCAGAGCCCGGGGAACAGGGAGCCUCUGAGCUAUUACAUAACAGACGGACGGCUGAGCGGCACCUCUGCUGACAGGCAAUUAGCUGUGAUUAUGAGAUCCACCGACGACAGGAACCCAUGAAUCACACGGCUAAAGAGAGCUCUGUCUCAAGCUGUCUUUGUUUUCUCUUCCCCUCCCCAUUUCUCUCUCUCUCUUGCUUUCUCUCUCCUUCUUUGUCUCUCUCUCUCUCUCUUGCUCUCUCUCUCCUCUCUCCCUCUCUCUCCUUCUCUCGCUCUCUCUCCUCUCUGUCUCGCUCAUUCGCUCUUGAUAAAAUGUAAAGGCAAAUGCUUAUUAGUUUCAUGGCUCUACGCUGAGGUUUUUUGGAGGCUCUGUGCCACACCCCCCCCCCAUAUUCAGUGACAUUGGGCACUUCUGCGUGGCAGAGAUGCUGCAAGCUGCUCCAGAUUUCUUGCCUGUGUGUGUGGGGGGACUUGUGUUUCUGAUAAAAGACUUUGCACAUCUAAGAGCCCUGAGCAGGCUGAGGGUGGGAGAGAGCAGCCAUACACUCUACCCUAUUUUUUUGCAAAGCAGUGGCAUGUGCUGUUACCAGCCUCCUGCUGUCUCCUUCUGCAUUAUUAUUGUUACAUGGCCUAGAAAAAUUGGCCUGACACUGAGUGAGUGCGUUUAUAUAGGCAUAUGUGCCUAGGAAUAUGUGCAUUAUAUCCACAGAUAUGAGAGAAAAGCGAGUGUCGUGUUUAACUUGCAUUAGCCUUUGUCAGUGCUGGAGUCUUUAAUUAAAAUGCCCCGUCCUCCUCUGAGAGCCACACAGGGAGGUGCUCUCCAGCAGGUCCCCACUUGCCCCUCACACAGUUUGAGUACCAAACCCUCUCACUCUAAAAGAGGUGCCAGACUCCCGGAGGCUCAGGGACCCAACACCCACAGGCCUCAUCACACAAAACAUAGCAUACCAUUUUAUAGUAAUUGCCCUGUAUUUUUUUUUUUGUUUUGUUUUGUUUAAAAAUGCCUUUUUUGUCUGUGUAACUGUGAGUAGGGAAUAGUAGAUUCUAUUCUCUCUCAUUUUCAUUGGUGCCUCAAUGUUUGCCAUUCCUGUUGUCCCGGCUUACUUUGAAAGCAGUUUUCAGAUGCUUGGUUGGCCAGAUAACAAGUCACAUGGUCGAGGGUCUUAUUCCCUCUCUGCCCAAGGCAGGUCGAAUGUGCAUACUUUCUCCCUCAUUAAACUGUCAGUCACAAACACACUUACAUAUGGGCUACAGUCCCAGGCACUGAUCCUGGAUCAGUACCCACCUUUCACACAAAUCACUGGGGUUAUGAUUAGUGGUGUCCAUGCUGACCCUGCAUCAGUUGUUUGUGAGCAGAAAGCCAAUCGAGUACAGAGAAUCCAAUCUUGCUUUCCUCUUCACAGAUACUCUUUCCGCUCAGGGAAGGAAAAACAGUGGUCUGAAUUGUUCUGUAGUCUUUUUCUGUGGGUUUCAUCCACAACAAACUGUCCAGAAUCCUUCUUCUUUCCCAUUGUCCUGGCCCAAGAGGGGGGUGUCCAGGUGUGUACAGAGUCACAGAGGGAGGCAGUCUCAGCAAGAGGUCAACUGUAUAUAUAUUGUUUUUCAGAGUGAAGAAGAGCCCCUUUGUUGAUCGAUUUCAGUUGAGAAAAUGGGUUUUCAGGACAAUACUGAAAUGCUAGCCUGCUUGAAUGAGCAAUGCAUCCUGAAAUGUGCAUGGUGACCUUGGCUGCUUGCUUUUGGUUGACAGUUGAAUGUGCAUGUAAGGGAAGUGGGUGAGAGUGAGGGGGAGGGGGGUGGGGGUCGGGGGAUGGAGCUGUCACUUGAAGGAGGGGCCCUUAAAGCCAGCAAUGAUUUCCAUUCUCAAGCAAAUGUGGUCCUUAAAGUUAGUCUUGGGACUAGUUUUCAUUCCCAUCCAGCUGCCUUAGUUAAUGGAUGUCCUUAUUUUGUCAAAUCUGACCAUGAGAUUGUGGCUUAAAAUUGGAAGAUUAUUUUAAGGUGUCUGAAAACCAAAAACCAAAGGCACUUUCAAGCACCAGCAUGAUCAGCUCUGUGGAAUCACUGCAGCUCCUGAGGUCUGCAGUGUGCAGCAGGCUAGCGGAACUCCCUCCCUCCCUCCCUCCCUCGCCAGGCUCACUGGAAGCGGUGAUCGCUGACCUCUCCUUAGGCUCCUUCCCGCAGUGGUUUACUUUCCUGUAAAAACUCGCUCUCUUUCUUUUAUCAAUCUUCUUUUUUUAUCUUUCGGAAUGAUUGAUACUUAGUAAAAAAAAACCUUUUUCUCUCUCUCUGUUGCAGCGCUUGCCAUGAUUUGAAGUUAUGAAUAAAAAUCUUUAAUGUUAUUCCCCUG
Molecule: messenger RNA, 7234 nt
Organism: Anguilla anguilla (European eel)
Lineage: Eukaryota; Metazoa; Chordata; Actinopteri; Anguilliformes; Anguillidae
Gene: fam131ab
Exons: 6
Coding region: 507-1730 (407 amino acids)
Source: RefSeq, a predicted model, not a curated record